AUGAAUCCUCCUCCUCCUCCUCCUCCUCCUCAUCAGCACCAUCCGCACCAUCACACCAAAUCCAUCCUUCUGAGUAGAGGUGGUCUCUUGAAUCCAUCAAACAACAACAACAACAACACUCCUCAUCAUCAUCAUACAAAAUCAAUGAAUCAUAACACAAAGCCUUUGAAAACACACGUGUCAGGAAGAGGUGGUACUACCGCCACUACCACUACGACAGGUUCUAAAAACAACCUCUCUCACAAUUCUUCUACUCCUCCUCAUCAUCAUUCAACAUCCUCGAAUAUCUUCUCCUCCUCCUCCUCAACAACAACAACAACAUUUAUUCCUCCUUCUCUUCUUCAAUACCAUCCACAAGAAUGGACCAUUCAAUAUAUGGGGUGUAUUGAGUUUGUAUUAUCCAUUCUAAAUAUUUAUCAAGUCAAUUACAAAUUACAAUUACAGGAUGUAUUGAAUCUAUUAAGAAUACCUUAUGGUAGUACCAAUAAUAUGAAUACAACAAAUAGAUCGAAUCAAUCCCACCAUGAUGAUGAACUCUUUCUUUCCCUCUAUUUAACCAUUUAUAAUAUCAUUUCCUUAUUUAAAUUUAAUCGAGUCAUGAAAAAUAAUUCUUUUCAUAUUCCUCACAUUAUUAAAUAUAUUAAUUAUGAAUUAUUGAAAAUGAAUUAUCCAAGAGCAUUGAAAUUAAUAUCUAUUCAAAAUGAUGAUCAAUUAUUGCUAUUAGAAUUAUUUAAUGCAAUGAAUUGGUUAAUUCUUUCUUAUAAUCCAAUAUUAAUCAAACAUGUCAUGAGUAGAGAUUAUUUAAAUCAGAAUUUUAUGAAUGGAGAAUUACCAAGUGAUCAUUCAUUAUAUUAUUUUUUAAAAACAAUGAAUGGACUGUCCAAUAAUAGUCAAACUAAUAGUACUAAUAAUAGUAAUAAUAAUAAUAGUGGUACUCGUAGUACUACUACUACUAAUAAUACUCAUCUUGCAUAUUCACAAUUUAAUUGUCCGUAUCAUGAAAGUGGUAUCAUGGGCACUGAUCCAAGUCAUCAUCAACAUGCAUCAUUGAUGAAUUCAUCCUCCUCCUCCUCAACAACAACAACAACAAGUCUCAUUCAUCAAUUCAUCAUUACAAUCAACAAAAUAUUCAUGGUCAUGAGUAAUAUUUAUAACAAAUCUAUUCAAUCUAAUUUAUUGAAUAUGGAAUGUGAUCGUAUUGGAUAUACACCAUUUGAACUUAAUUUAUUACUCUUAAAUGAUCAUUCCUCUCAACUCUAUCAAUUAAAUACAUUUAUUGGAUCAUUUAAUCAUUUAUUACAAUACUAUGAAAUGAUUAUUGAAUUUAAUGAAAGAAUGAACUCGAUCAUAUCCUCACACAUGGAAGAAGGAGUAAAAAUGUUCAUUCAAAAUAAUUAUACUACUACUAUUACUACUAAUAAUAGUAAUAAUAAUAGUUCGAAUACUACUACUAGUAAUAGUGAUUCGAAGGAUGAAUGUAAUGAAAACCAUCCAUUCAAAUUAUUGAACUCAUUGAAGAUUCAUCAUGAAAAUUGUAGUAGUAGUACGAGUUCGAAUGAAUCUCUUUGUGAUCUAUUUACUCGUGCUCUUGAUCAGCUUCCAAUCAUUUCCAAAGACAAGUACCAUGCUUUGAGAAAUAUUUCGAAUAGUAGUAGUAGUAGUAGUAGUGGUAGUAGUAGUAGUAGUAGUAGUGGUAGUAGUGGUAGUGGUACUACUACUAGUAAUAUUAGUAGCAGUCACACUUCUCAUCCUGUAUUCUAUCAAAUUAGAAAACAAGAGGAUCAUCCCAAGUCUCCUCACAUCAUCCGAUCAUCCUUUCUUUCCAAACAAUCCAGACAACAAUCAUCUGAUGCAACAAAUCAUCAUCACUCCUUAUUAUCACUCUAUAUGGAAAUGUUACAACAUAUUCAUGAUGACUUGUUGAAAGAUAUUUAUUCUACUACUACUACAACAACUAGUACAACUAGUACUGAACCAACCACCACCAUUACUGACCAACGCCAUGUAUGA
Molecule: messenger RNA, 2010 nt
Organism: Naegleria fowleri
Lineage: Eukaryota; Heterolobosea; Eutetramitea; Acrasida; Naegleriidae
Exons: 1
Coding region: 1-2010 (669 amino acids)
Source: RefSeq, a predicted model, not a curated record